GUGCUCUGCCAAAACCCAGCAGAGCUAUCUGUUUACUAAUCCACUGGAGUGUGGACGGACCAAAAGUAGGCGGUGGCAUUGAGUUUUAUCUUGAGUUGCAUGUUCACAUGUUGCACAUGUCAUUAGAGAUAGUGCACUGAAGUAAUCUUUGCAUUUCCAAAAUGUAAACACACACUUGGUGCACGGUUCACAAUUGUGUCCGGAAUGAACCAAAUAACAUUCAACAACAAGAAUCCCUUUUCUCUGAAACAAAACUUCGCAUAUAGGCAUACCAUCACAUUAAAUAUUGGGCAGUUUAUGUCAUGCUAUGCUGAAGCCUACAACUACACUAAACAAAGCACACUACCAAGGCAUACAUUCAGCUUUUCGAACAAAUCCACACACAUACUCCCCUUAUACAACAAUGAACAUUAACUAGUGUAUUAAAUAUGAAUCAUCCCCUAUAGUAGCAAUCAGGCUAAUGAACAAGAAAGUUCCCACCCCUCGCAGGUACAACAGGACACCGGACGCAGAGCCGCGGCUGCAGACAGCCAGCUCCGUAUUUAUUUACACGCCAGAUCUCGCCGAUAACUUUAUGUCGGCCGUUUUGUCACGGUCGAUGUGGUUUUAAUGAUCUUUUUUUAAAUCGUACUAUAACUUACGUGGUGGAAUCGAAGCUAGGUCGCAAGUCGUGUGCAGUGUUCGUGGACGGAGAAGGAUGUCCGCUAUCAAAGCUUUGGAGAAAUGGUGCAAAAUGCAGUGUGAUGGGUACCAAGAUGUUGCCAUCAACAACAUGACGACUUCGUUUAAAAACGGAAUGGCAUUCUGCGCUCUGAUUCACAAGUACAGACCGGACCUGAUAGACUAUGAGUCACUAAAAAAAGAGGAUGUAUUUCAAAACAACCACUUGGCAUUCCGUAUUGCUGAGGAGAAGCUGGGGAUUCCUGCUCUGUUGGAUGCAGAGGACAUGGUGGCCUUGCGGGUUCCAGACAGGCUCAGCAUCCUCACCUAUGUUUCCCAGUACUACAACUAUUUCAACGGACGCUCUGCAAUUGGAGGUGUUAAACGACCAGCAGAGGGCUCCAAAGAGAAUCUGUCGAAGAAGAAUCUCCCCAUGGUCUCCAAAACCUUUGUUUCUAAAACGGCGACUGAGAAAGGUUUUCCUUCCCCGCACGUUACAGAGUCCUCCCCCGGAACGGCCAGAGCCUCUUCUGCCACUGCUGAGAAGACGGCCACACCCGGAAACACGGCAAAGUCCGGGACCCUUAACAGCAAAUGUGUCACGUGCCAAAGUCACGUUCACCUGGUCCAGAGGCACUUUGUGGACGGGAAGCUCUAUCACCGGAGCUGCUUCAGAUGCAGCGACUGCUCUGGAACGCUCCGUCCUGGGGCCUACAGGGUCGGCUCGUCGCCAGACACUUUCGUCUGCAAGUCUCACCAGCGGGAUCAGCAGCAGAGCCAGCCCAAGACUGUAUCGUCCACGGCGACGGUCCCGACCGAUCCUGAUCCUCUCGUGUCUUGCCGGUCAACCGCGUUCAAGCCGGCUUCGACGGCGCAAUCCAACGGCCAUCAUCCUCAUCAUCAUCACUAUCAUGAUCCUCCUGCUUCAAUUCAGCGACCGGACGCUAAUCGUCCCACGCUAGCGCCACGACCCAGAAGCGUCAGCCAAACCCCCCCCGCCCCGCGUCCCGUCUCCGUCUCGACCAACCCCGUCGCCUACAAGGCCGCCGACGUCAGCUCUGUGUCCCCCGCGACCCCUGUGACCUCUUUGACCUCUGCGACCCCCGUGACCUCUUUGACCCCCGUCGCCCCCGUGAGCUCCUCUGCGAACAAGACGGCGGACCACUCCACCCCACUCUCCCUGUCGGCACAGAAGACCCAGGCAGCCCGCCAGAGGUUCUUCCAGACGGGCCGGGCCGGGCCCGUGGCGGAGCCCCCUUGGGCCCACAUGAAGCCCCCUGGACCGGCCGACGUCCACAGCCACUCCACAGGCGCAAAGGAGAAGAGCGGCAAUAAGCCGGCUCAGGAAAACUGCAACAACAACAAUGUCCGCCAUUUCACCGUCCGAUCAGCGAAGAGAAGGUUCGGAGGUGACCCCAGUCCAGAUGGUGGUGCUAGCUUCACACAGGAAACGUCUAGCCAAGGCAAGGAAGGGACCCGGAGAGGACAGCCAACCGCUGUGGAAGCCUCUGGCCCGAAGGCCGUUCAGAUGGACGAGACCAGGUUGACAACGGUGGGAAACACUACCACAGACUUGACGGCCUGUCAGGACAGGCGUUCAAAGCUGAAGCUCGUCACAACGGAUCCAGAAAGAAGAAAUUCGGACGUCUAUGUUGGCGAAGAGCAGGACGAGCCUCAGACGGCGCCUGAGGAGUCUCCGGCCAGCGUCAGCGCUACGGCCGUGGCACCUGAAGUGUUUCAACCAGACGUACCCUUGGUUGAUCCUCCAUGUGGGAGUCUUCUGCUCCCAGCGGAACCCCAGACCUCCUUGGCCAUGACACGCGUUACCGCGGGAUGUCCUUCGCCAAACCCCGCCUGCUCACCUCGGACUCCAGCCAAUCAGAAACAUCUACACCUCAGCGGCUCACCAGGCACUAAAAGGGGAAAGUAUCUGUCACCCGCCAACGCCUCCAAGACCGAAAUGAGGUCAACCAUUAUAAGGUGUCAUCACAUACCGACAGAUCAGAUCGUGAAGGAGCUGGGCGAUAUCGAGGAGGAGCUGGGUGCCUUGGAGAAGGAGGGGGUGGAGCUGGAGAAAAAGCUACGCAGCUGCGAGGAAGAUGCAGGGGGGGACAUUUUGAUGGACCCCAUAAUGGUUGAGUGGUUCAACCUCAUCAGGAAGAAGCAGGUGUACAUUAGGAAGGAGUCCGAACUGGUCUACAUAGCCAGGAUACAAGACCUGGAGGUACAACAGCCUGGAGUGGAGGCAGAACUCCGAAUACUGCUGGGAAAACCAGAUAGUUUAAAGUCUGCGGCGGAUCAAGAGCGUGAGGAGAAGCUGAUGGGGAGACUGGUGGAGAUAGUGAACGGCCGAAACGCCAUUGUGCAGGUUUUGGAUGAAGACAGGCUCAGGGAAGUGGAAGAGGAUCAACAGUUAAAUAAUAUGAUGCAGAGUCUUGGGGUAAAGAAAUCACCCAAAAGGAGGAAGUCGUCUGUUUCAAAACUCUUCAGGCGAAGAAGUAAGAGAGUGGUGGAUUAAACACAGAACCGGUGUUGAAGCUUACUGCCAUGCCCUAAUACACUAACUGAAAAGUGUGUGGGUAUUAAGUCAGCUUUUAAUGGUUUUAUAUCUCAACGAUUUGAAUACAUUAUAGAAGAAUUAAUUGUGUCCUUUUUUUUUCUGAAUUGGGUUACUGUGGAAAAUUUGGCAAGUGUGACCAUAAAAUAAUUUGCUUCAUGUUAAAAUAUUCACUAUUGUAUGUAUUGGAAGAUGAUCAUGGUUUUGUUAACAUUUACAUUGUUUAAUAGUUCACCUUGAAUUGAAACCUUGAAUUGUUUUCUUCACCGUAUAGUUAGAAUUAGUUGAGGGUCAUGAAUAUCUUGUGUGUGUGUGUGUGUUUGUGUGUGUGUGUGUGUGUGUGUGUGUGUGUGUGUGUGUGUGUGUGUGUGUGUGUGUGUGUGUGUGUGUGUGUGUGUGUGUGUGUGUGUGUGUGUGUGUGUGUGUGUCCUCAGGUUUUUUAUAGGAUAGGUUGUCUUAACAACUUAAAUAAAUGUUUAAAGAACCCAUCACAAUGUACUUGAAGCAUUUUUAAUGCGAUUGAUAUUGUAACAAUACAUAUAUUUUCACUUCAACUCAGUAGCGUAGUCACUCGUAUAGCAAAAAAGGCAUGUUUAUGAAUUAUUAUACAGGAAAUCUUCUAAUUUAAUUCAGAUGAAAAGAAGCAAGGAAAGAUUGAUUUCCAUUUGACCGUGUAUUUAGAAUUAUAACACAUUUUAAGCAAUGUUACUUUUAGUUGUCUUAAUUCAAGACAAAAACAAUUAUACAUUUUUAUAAUCGAUUUCUAUCAGUUUUAGGGAAUAUAUAAAAGGAAAUUUAAACAGGAAAAAAUAUCAAGAUGUCAAAAUGAUGGCAAAGACACACAUGUUGACAUAACCCACACAUGUUGAAUGAGAUGUUUUUUGCCCUUUUUUUUUUUACCACCUAUAAACACUCUCAUUCUGUACUGUAGGUGGCAGCCUGGGUAUGCAGUAUCACACCGCAGGAACUUUGAAAUCCAAUUUGCCACAGUACAGACAGUUAAUUUCUUUGCUAAUUUUAUAAAUGCUGCAAAAUGUUCAGCUGGGCUGAAGCAAUAAUAUUACGUGAAAGAGGAUUAGUUUAGAGCUGUAGCUUAUGGCCAGGCAGGGCUUAUAAACUAUAGGUUUGUAUGGAGCUCCUUAUCUGCACACCAGGUUUAAUUAAACAUUACUCUUCACUAAUAUCUGUUAAAGAAUGGCCCCCAAUCCCUACCUGGCCUAUUAUAAAUUUCACAUGCCUUAACGUUAUUGAUUUGCUUAGUCACUCAUCUGUGAAAAUGCUAUUUCCAGUGUUUGUAGGCGGUGUCUGUUUCUUUUUCAUGCCACAAUUUUGAACUGAUGAUGGACGUACAUAUUUAUAGUGUUUUGACUGAACUUAUUGUCCCAAUAAAUCAGUUUUUUUCUUUUGAAGACGAAUGGCAA
Gadus macrocephalus (Pacific cod) is the source of this 4638-nucleotide messenger RNA. RefSeq names its product mical-like 2a (gene micall2a). The record is from RefSeq and is a predicted model, not a curated record. Gene Ontology annotation, molecular function: protein binding. Lineage: Eukaryota; Metazoa; Chordata; Actinopteri; Gadiformes; Gadidae. Bases 698 to 3178 code for a protein of 826 amino acids. The transcript has 17 exons.